UGUUUGUGACGAGGUACUUGGAUCUGUUCACCGAUUUCAUAUCGGUGUACAAUUCGGUGAUGAAGGUGGUGUUCAUUUCGAGCUCGGUCGCGAUCGCCUGGUGCAUGAGGAGGCAUCCGGUGGUGAGGAGAAGCUACGAUAAGGACCAGGACACGUUUCGGCAUUACUUUCUGAUUGCUGGGUGCUUGGCCCUCGCGCUUGUGUUCAACGACCGCUUCACUCUUAAGGAGGUUCUUUGGGCAUUUUCGAUAUACUUGGAGGCAGUGGCAAUUCUUCCGCAGUUAGUUUUGCUUCAGAGAAGUGGAAAUGUGGACAAUUUGACUGGUCAAUAUGUUUUCUUUCUCGGGGCUUAUCGUGCAUUUUACAUCCUCAACUGGAUCUACCGCUACUUCUAUGAGGCACAUUAUACUCGCUGGAUACCUUGGAUAGCGGGUUUCAUCCAGACUGCUCUCUAUGCUGAUUUCUUCUAUUACUACUAUCUAAGCUGGAAAAACAAUUCUAAGCUUCAACUGCCAGCUUGAGCGGGAUACCUUCAAUCUGUUGUUCAAGAGGUAAUGCAGCUGGAAACUGUAUGUUAGUUUUAUGAGGAUUCAGGCUGAAGGAUACAGAAUCAUAGUUAGGAUAAAUCGGAGCGAGGAUCUUAGUUUAUGUUGUUGUCAUUAACUGUAAAACCUGAUUUUUAGUGUCAUCUAUGUCAACAUGAUAGUUUCACAAUGAGGAGGAAGAGAAAUGUGCAUACUGAUGGAUUUCUUGAGGAAGAGCUUUUGAUGGGUGGUUUUGUGAAUUUUUCUCAGAUGUUAACACAGUAGGUUUUAAAAGCAAGGCCAAUAACUCAUAUUAGGCA
This is a messenger RNA of Asparagus officinalis (garden asparagus), 844 nucleotides long. Its product is annotated as ER lumen protein-retaining receptor A. Gene Ontology annotation, cellular component: endoplasmic reticulum; cis-Golgi network; membrane. Lineage: Eukaryota; Viridiplantae; Streptophyta; Magnoliopsida; Asparagales; Asparagaceae. Bases 60 to 521 code for a protein of 153 amino acids. The record is from RefSeq and is a predicted model, not a curated record. Gene Ontology annotation, biological process: protein retention in ER lumen; endoplasmic reticulum to Golgi vesicle-mediated transport. Gene Ontology annotation, molecular function: ER lumen protein retrieval receptor activity. The transcript has 5 exons.